Messenger RNA from Carassius auratus (goldfish), 318 nucleotides. Its product is annotated as protein S100-A1-like. The transcript is spliced from 2 exons. Gene Ontology annotation, molecular function: calcium ion binding; calcium-dependent protein binding. The record is from RefSeq and is a predicted model, not a curated record. Bases 1 to 318 code for a protein of 105 amino acids. NCBI's taxonomy places the organism in Eukaryota, Metazoa, Chordata, Actinopteri, Cypriniformes, Cyprinidae.
AUGCCCAGUCAACUGGAGGGAGCCAUGGAUGCACUCAUCACGGUCUUUCACAACUACUCAGGGAGCGAGGGAGACAAAUACAAACUCAGUAAAGGAGAGCUGAAAGAACUUCUUGACAGUGAACUUACAGACUUCCUCACGUCUCAAAAAGACCCCAUGCUGGUGGAAAAGAUCAUGCACGAUCUGGACUCCAACAAAGAUAACGAGGUCGACUUUAACGAGUUUGUGGUGCUGGUGGCGGCGCUGACAGUUGCGUGCAAUGACUUCUUCCAGGAACAACAGAGGAAGAGAAGCAAAGACGAAAAGAAAGGCAAAUGA